This is a messenger RNA of Brassicogethes aeneus, 3518 nucleotides long. The record is from the annotation of a GenBank genome assembly. NCBI's taxonomy places the organism in Eukaryota, Metazoa, Arthropoda, Insecta, Coleoptera, Nitidulidae.
AAAAAAGUUCACUUAUUUUUUUAUUUAGAUGUAAUUCAACAUUUAAAAUGAUUGGAUUAAUUUCGGAACUGGAGGCUGCGGCGGGGAUUAUAAUGGCCCCCACAAAUGUAGUUUCCAGUGAACAAAGACACGCUGCAGAAAAUGUGUUUCUAAACUUUCGUAAAUCAAAAUCACCUUAUUCAGUAUGCCGGGAAAUACUAGAGAAAUCACAGAAUGAAUAUAUCUUAUUUGAAGCUGCUGAAGUAAUAAGAGGGGCUAUUAUACGGGAAUGGUCAUUUUUAAUGGAAGAUGAUAGGGAUUCUUUAAGACAGUAUUUAUUUCAAUAUAUUACAAAUAAGGCUGUACCCCAAUUUGUCCAAAACCGAAUUUUACAGACCAUAGCUAUAAUGGUCAAAAGAGCAAGCAUAAAUGAUGGUGGGAGAAAUAGGACUGUUGUUUUGCAGGAUGUGGAAAAUUUAGUCAUCAAUGGGGACCAUAAAAAGAAAAUGCUUGGUUGUUUUCUUAUAAAAAACCUACUGCAGGAAUAUUCAAAUACAUUGCAAUCCACAGAUGUCGGACUGCCAUUUGAGGUUCAUUUUAAAGCCAAAAAGGAUUUUGAAAGCUUUGACUUAAAGAGGAUAUUCCAGUUUUGUGUUUAUCUAUUAUCAGAAGUUGUUAAUACCGACCCACCAUACCAAGAAAGUAUGCUUCAAUUAACCAAUCAAGUCCUUAUAAUCUCAGAAACUGUUCUACAGUGGGCUUAUAUUGCUCCAAUGCUACCCAGAAGAAUAAUUAACUUGUAUGAAAGAGUUUACCAAUCCGAAGAGCCUCCUCAUCUUAAACUUGACAAACACUGGGCCGACGUAAUCCUUAAUCCGGAAAUUAUGACGCUGAUGUUUCGGGUAUUUUGGAAAAUACGCGAUCAGGAAGAACUUGCACAUCAUGCCCUAGCUUGUCUGGUGCAGCUGUCGACAUUAAACGGACCCGUUGUGAGCGAGGAGGCCGAAUCUAUUAAAUAUUUACAAAAUUUUGUGGUUAAUUUCCUAAACUUAGUAUCCAAUGUAACCAUUAGGAAGAGAGAGUCAGUUGCUAUAGCCAAUAUAGUAAAUAAAUUGAACUAUUUUUCCGACAAUGAUUUACGAAAAUUGCCGAAAGAAUUAACCGAAUCAAUGUAUGAUGAAUUCAGCCGUUUAACGUGUUCUUUUUGUGAUUUAGCAGUUAAUGAAGAAGCGCAAGGAGAAGAAGACAAAUUCUUUGGAGACGCCUUCACGAUAAUCCUGAGCUCUUGGGACCGCGAGAAUCUCAUGACGGAUCGGCAAGAAAAGAUGCGAUAUUGUCCGAUCGCCAUUUUCAACAAAUACCUUCAGGUGCACUUGGCACCGCCGGACGGCACACGGCAACCAUGUGCCGACGAUGCGGAUGAGAUUGAGGACAAUGAAGAUAACGACAGGAUCAAAUACAAAGAUAAUCUACAGGUGGUUGGUCAACUGGCCAGAUACGUGCUUGAUCAUUCUUUGAGUGUGUUAUUAAAUGUUUUGGAUACUAGGAUAAACAAAUUAGUAAACCACGUUCAAACGAUGCAAAAUCGCGCAAUGAACAUAUCCGAAGCCGCCUCGUUGGAUAAUCUAUUUGAAGACAUCCAUUGGGCACUCUUGAUCACUGGCAACGUGCUCUGCAUCGAAUCGCAAGGCGAGUGCGCAUCCGUCCCGUCCGAAAUCAUGUCGUAUUCGCUGCGUCAGUGGGAACUGGGACACACAACCAUCGAAGCCACAAUGAACACGUUGGCCGCGAUGGGGGCCAAAUCGGGAGAGCCGCACGAUUUCGACAAGUGCGACAUGGUUUUUAAGAUUCUUUACGUUGUUCUCAAGUUGUCCUUUGUUGAGGAGUACGCGAUUGCUAACAAGCUGGGACAUUUCAUGAGCCCUGAAUUGGGCUCCACUUUAAUGUGGUUUUUGAGAAGUUGGUGUGUCGAAUAUUUGUUGCCUUGUAAUGUGAAGUACUUGGGAGGGGCUAGUCCAAUCCUUCUUGAUAUCUUGGAGGAAGACCCAAAGUGUGCAAUGUUACUUUUUAACAUGUUGAUAUCAAAAGUACAAUCAAAUAUGUAUUUUUACCAAUCAGAACCAAUAUUAAUGAGAGACACAGUGGACUUAUUCUGUGAUAUUGUUUGCAUCAAACAAAAAAAUACUUGUGUCGUUAAAACCGAGGGAAUGCGACGUUUAAUACAGUGGCAGCAAGCGCUGGGUGUGGGAGUACUUCCUCCAGGCAUAUUAAAAAACGUCAUGAAAGGAAUUAUAUUAGCGGGAUCUACUAUUAAGGACCCCAAUGAAUUGAACGCCUACUAUGACUUGAUAUUGAGACCUGUUCAAAAUCGUCUUAAAACGUUUUUAAGUCAAGAAAAUUUGACUAGGGUUUACCAUAACGAAGAUGUGCAAAAAGUGUUUAUCGACAUUGUUGAACUAUUGUCCGGUGUUGUAAUAGGCGUCCAAAGUAACACUGCCUCGAAUAUAUUUCAAUUUAUCGCGCCCAUGUUAGGGGAAAUACCCGUAUUUAUGACUGUAUACAGCAAUUAUCAAAUUAUAGUUCAACUUAUCCUAGAAUUGUUCUGUGACUGCGCCAAAAAUAUACUAUGUUUCUUAAGCCCAAAUCAUACCAAAACGCUUUACGACUGUUCGCUGGCAAUCGUACAAAAUUACUCGAAAUGCAACGCGAAUCGGUUUACUUCGGAAGCGUUUGCCGAAGAAAGCAACUUGCAGGAUUUAGCCUUAGUUUUAGAUUUGUUUACCCACACCUUAUCCAAAGAUUGUAUAGACAUGUAUAAUAUAAACACUAAUGAAGAAACUCUAAUAACUGCAUCAGAUGUCGCUCUAUUCGGCCUAAAUUUCGUCAUGCCUCUAAUGACAAUCGACUUGCUCAAGUAUCCUUGUUUAUGUGCGCAAUACUACAGACUUUUAGUGUUAAUCAAUGAUAUUUACCCGGAGAAAAUAGUGGGACUUCCUCAAAAUUUAAGAAACACCAUGUUGCAAUCAAUUGAGAUUGGCUUGACCAGCUUCGGGCAAGACGCCGUACAUAACUGCUUAGAAUUCUUAGAAGGUCUUGCUUUACACGUUUUCAAGCAAAAACUUGCACAAACGGAAUUUGGACAAGCUAUUAAAUAUUACCUCAAACUUCUUAUGGAUUUAACGCUUUCCCAUCAAAUAUGUUCCGAUCUAAUUUCAUCUGCUAGUGUUAUUAUAUACGAAUUGAUUUGCAGUUUUCAGGAUGAGUACCAAAUGUUAGUGAACAGUUUAAUACAAAUGCAGACUGACCCCCUGGUUGCUGAGCGUUUAGCUGCAGCGUUUAAUAGUUUAAUGUUAAAUGUUAACCUUACAUGUGAAAGGCAACAAAAAACUAAAUUUAAAGAUAAUUUUGACAAGUUUAUAGCUAAUGUACAUGGAUUUUUGAUUGUAAAAUAAGUUUUAUUUGAUAUUUUUGAAAAUAAUUAAUUGCUAAAUGAAUAUUUGAAAGAAAAUAAGACUAUUAUAUAUACUAUUAUAAUACUC